AUGCGGACCCGGAUGCCCUUCGACGAUGUGGCCUGGGAACAGAGCGAACUGAUCUCAGACACCUGGGUCAAAGACAUAUUCAAGCCAGACAAUCUGCGGGUACUUGGAAACUGUAUUGUCAAACACCGCGCAGGAAAUGCCAUCGAACUGUGCGAUCCGCGGGGAGGUGCAUUCAACGUGUCCUUUCGCAUGAACUUCCAGGUCGGAAAUCCCGCCUUGAUUCGUCUGACGAAGCCUGGCACGACGAUGUUUCCUGAUGAGAAGUCUCGGUAUGAGGUUGCUGUCAUUGCCUUGCUCCGGGAUCGGACGUCGAUUCCUCUGCCAUUCGUCCUGCACUGGGGCACCAAGAAGGAAAGUCCCCUUGGUGACAGCGCGUUUAUGAUAAUGGACUAUAUUGAGAAUAGUGGGACCAUGGAUGCCCUACUCAACAGACCAUCUUUCAAGAGAGAAGACCGGCCAAUUCUCGAUCCGGAUAUCGACACUGCAAAGCUGGACAUGCUGUACGGACAAAUGGCCGAUAUUCUACUGCAGCUAUCCACAGUGAGACUCCCUCGCAUCGGAAGCAUCACUCAAGUCGACGACUUCACAUGGGAAGCAACAUCCAGACCUCUAACAAUCGUAAUGAACCAGCUCGUCGCACUGGGAACCCUACCGCGAGCGAACCUCCCAUCUACCUCCUUCGACUCCGCAUCCUCCUAUUUCUCGUCCCUAGCAGACCUGCACAUGGACCAUCUAAUCCAUCAGCGCAACGACGCAGUUGAUUCAGCAGACGACUGUCGCAGGAAAUUCGUCGCGCGGACACUCUUCCGGAAACUUGCCAAAGAAGGCCGGCUGGCUUCAUCUACCAUGGAUAAUGGCCCCUUUCCUAUAUGGUGUGACGAUUUUCGGCCUGCGAAUGUUCUUGUUAAUGAAGACAUGGAGGCAGUGGCCGUCGUGGACUGGGAAUUCUCCUAUGCUGCCCCUGUUGAGUUCUCACAUGCACCUCCUUGGUGGCUUCUCCUUGAGCAACCGGAGUACUGGCCCGAGGGACUGGAUGCUUGGGAAGGUGUAUUCGAUAUGCGUCUGAAAACGUUCAUCAAUGUGCUUGUAGCGCGUGAGAACGGUGCCAUUCGUCGUGGAAGGCUUCGCGAGGAUCAACGGCUGUCUGGGGCCAUGGUCAGGAGCUGGGAAACUGGGGAUUUCUGGGUGGUGUAUGCGGCGAGGAAGAGCUUUGCGUUUGAUGCUAUUUUUUGGAAGAAGAUUGAGCCCCGGUUCUUUGGGGCGAGUGAGGUGCCGGAGGAACGGUGGAGAGAUAGACUUUGUCUGCUUGAUAGUGAAGAGAAGGAGGACAUGGAAAUGCUGGUUAAACGGAAGCUGGAGGAGAUGAAGGAGAGAGUGUUGGCAUGGGAUGUAGAGACGUCAAUAUGA
Aspergillus puulaauensis is the source of this 1407-nucleotide messenger RNA. RefSeq lists its product as uncharacterized. The transcript has a single exon. The coding region runs from base 1 to 1407 and encodes 468 amino acids. Lineage: Eukaryota; Fungi; Ascomycota; Eurotiomycetes; Eurotiales; Aspergillaceae. The record is from RefSeq and is a predicted model, not a curated record.